AUGACAGAGUGUAACGGUCUGCUAAAGCAUGGAAGCAAGCUCCGUUGGGUCCGCGUACUGACGAAUCUGGUACAUCGCACAUCCGCCAGAGCGUUCUACCACGUUCGCAAUCGCUUGCACGCGAGCUAUAGCGAAGUGGCGAUGCACCUUGAGCAGGCAUCCUGGAAUGCGUAUUGGUGUCGGCAACCGCCUCGUAGCGCGUUAGGAAUCCUCUAUGCUAGAAUUAUUGACAAGGAUGCAGAUCUGCACGGCAGCAAAGGCGAAACGAUGAAACACGUCACCCUGCCUUGUGGCCAUCUGGUCAUCAUGCGGAGAUUUACAACCCUGGCCCUCAGCGACGAGCAGUACGCCGCUUGUGGCUCUUCGGUCUGCGGCGAGGGUAUCCUUCUGGCCAAGGACCUGAAGGAGCUUGGUUUGAGAAGCCAUAGGCAGCGGGCAGAUGCUUACGUACUGACGGAGGACUGGCAGCAUUUUGACGUAAACGUCCUCGAGGAUGUCAAAGCUGUUCACUCUCCGGUCAACGCAGUCCUUGGCGCUUCUGCUGCGGCACUGGCCUCACUCCGCGCCCCAGCGCUCAGCACCUCUCUGGAGAGUACUCUGCGCUUGGAGAAAUACCUCGACAGCCCUGACGCGAUCUACCAAGGCGACACUUGUGGGCUGUACAUCCACUUGCUUAAGGUGGCGUCCGCGACUAAGCACAGUUGGGAGGACGACGGCCAGGUCGGCAUAGCAAAGCCCCCUCAGGCUGGACACAAGACCUCUCCGGCUGGCUUACCCGAGCGGUGA
Molecule: messenger RNA, 786 nt
Organism: Baudoinia panamericana UAMH 10762
Lineage: Eukaryota; Fungi; Ascomycota; Dothideomycetes; Mycosphaerellales; Teratosphaeriaceae
Exons: 2
Coding region: 1-786 (261 amino acids)
Source: RefSeq, a predicted model, not a curated record